AUGCAAGAGGUGCUUGAUGCAAUGAACGACUGGGAACUUAGAAACAAGAUGAAACUUAACGCGGAAAAGACAAAAGACAUGUGGAUCUGCUUUAAAGCUGCAAUUCCGGAACCACCAUCACUUAAGAUUGGCAAUGAUACGAUUGAAAGAGUAAACUCGUUCAAGCUGCUAGGUUUUGGAUUAAUAAUACCCUUAAAUGGAACACGCACAUUGAAGAAAUUACUAAGAAAGCAAAAAAACGCUGAUUUUACAUACGGGAAUGUCGUUGAGAAAAUCUGCCAACCAAAGUGCGUUUAACAUGCUAUAAAACCAAAUUAAGACCGGCCCUGGAAUAUGCAGCCCCAAUAUGGGGUGUGCUGCCACAAUACCUUACAGACGAGUUGGAGAGUAUCCAGACUAGAAGUCUGAAAAUUAUUGGGCUACCUUCUGAUUCUCUUCAAUCUCUAGAGCAACGUAAGGAUAAUCUUGCCAUUCGUGAGUACAAGAAAAUCAUUAAUGAUGAAACGCACCCAUGCAGGAAAUAUAUACCUGACAUAGUGACGAACACGUAUGACCUAAGAACACCAAAAAUUCUUUCCCAAUUUCUCUCGUACACUAAAAGGCAUGAACUAUCGUUUAUUCCUAGAACAAACUCGCUAUUAUAGACAAUAUUUUUAUAACUACUCCUAAAAUUUUUAUCUGUGCAUAUAACUCCUUGACGUUAUAAGUGCUUGGCGUUAUAAAAUUGACCAUUUUAUACCACCAAGCAAUAUCCAAAAUUCAAAUGCUAAAAUGAAGGCAAGUUUGAGCGAAGAUGUUUAAAUUCUUGUUUACAUCAGGUAAGAAGUCCCGUCUUAACCUUAACCAAGAAUUGUUAACUAAAUUUUGUGUAUAACACAGUUCUGAAGAGUUCGAAUAUAAUGCUGAAGUCAGCACUUUUAUUUUUCAAGAUGCUGUAAUUCAGGAGGAAUUAAUUAUAUUGAUUCAAAAAUUUUCGUAAACACUCGUAAUAAUGAUAUAAACAACAUAAAAAACUUCCAGUAUAGAAUUAUUGUUUUGUUACUUACCGUCAAAACGGGAAAGAUCCAUCAUAAUAAAAUAUGUUUUCACACGUCCAUGUUUAUAAACAGUCGCAAGGCUACCAUCGGAAAAUAUCGUGAUGUUCCGGUAUAUUCCGGAAAAAUGUCAUGAUAUUCCGUGAUAUUCCGCCAUAUUCCGUGAUAUGCCGCCAUAUUCCGCGAUAUUCCGGCAUUACGUGUUUUCACAACGCCCACAAAAGUGAUGGGUAUUUCCCAUUUUGACGGUAAGCCUAACACACAAUAACUCUACACUGGACGUUUUAUGUACUAUUUUUAAUUUAAAGCACGCGUAGGAAUGUUUUAUCACAUAUAAAACACGACGCCUAGCGGAGUGUUUUAUAUGUGAUAAAACACGAAUACAAGUGCUUUAAAUGGCUUCAAAAACGACUCAUCUUAUAGGAGUUCAUUGUCGAAGUAAUUUUUAAAAAAACUUUGUCUAAACCGAGAAAAUUAAAGCUAAAGUUUAUGUAAAUUAACAUAUUUUUUAUCACAUAUCAAAAACUACGACACGCUUAUGAUUUUUCUGAAAUGUCGUUUAUAUCAUUAUUACGAGUGUGCACCAAAAAUUGUGAGUCAAUAUGAUUAAUUUCUCCUGAGUGUACAGCGCCUUUAAAAAUAAAAGUGCUGACGUCAGCAUUAUGUUCGAACGCCUUCAAAACCGUGUUAUACACAAAAUUUAGUUAAAAUUGACCAUUUUAUACCACCAAGCAUUUAUCCAAAAAUCAAGUGCUCAAAUAAAAGCAAGUUUGAGCCAUGAUGUUUAAAAUCUUGUUUAUGUACUAAUUAAAACAUGAGCAACCGAUCUUUAUCUUAUACACAAACUCGAACCAAAGGUGAGAGCACGUUUGUAUAUCAGAUAUAGACGCGAUGCGAAUGUUUUAACGUGCUUAAAUAACGACCCAUCUUAUGAGUUCAUUGGCGAAGUAAUUUAAAAAAUAAACAUUGUCGAAGCCGAGAAAAUCAAAGCUGAAGUUUAUGUAAAUCAGGACAAAUCUUUAUCCGAUUUCCAAACAUUGAUUAAACAUUCAUUUCUUUUGAAUUUUCUUCAUGAAUUAUUGAGUUUUUUAAAUCAGGUAAAAAGUCUCGUCUUAACCUUAAGCAACAAUUAUAACACAGUUAUGAAGACGUUCGAAAAUAAUGAUGACGUCAGCACUUUUAUUUUUCAAGACGGUUAACUCAGGAGGAAUGAAUUUAAUCAUAUUGAUUCAAAAUUUUUGGCUGAGUGGUUGUUUUAAUGUUAUGGUUGUUUUAAUCUUGUUUUAAUGUUUUUGUCUCGUUGCAUCUUCUAGGAAUUCCAGUCCUAUCAUGAGAAGCAUGCGAACAGCAAAGAGUCUCCAAAAACUAGAUGUCAUGAAUUACAACAGUUAAAUACAGACAUUGGUUAGUAAAUGUUUAAUUUAUACAAAUAUUUGCCACCCCGAAAUAUCUCGCGUCUGUCAUGUGUAGCAAAGUGAUGUAGUGACUGUGAAAAUAAUAUAGAAACGUUAUUUAUUAAACAUAUGAUAUAUAAAUAUUAUAUUCUUUUAGGUGUAACCGUGUAAAAAGAGAGCUUUAAAUUCAAAAAAUAAUUUCACAUGUGAAUUUAUGCCAUUUAUACAAGGGAGCACGCCAGAACUAUUUGUGCAAAUUUAUACUAACCUUUUAUUUACAUGUAAAUAUUUUCAUCGGGCGCCAUUUUGAAUGUUGAAAACGGUAUAUAUUAUUAGCUUAUCGCAGGCGUGAUAAUUUAUGUUUAUCUUUGACAUUAAUUUACGUUACACGAUGAUACUCCGACAGGCGACCGAGAAAGAUCCGAAAUUUAGAGGGGAGUUAAACGGCCGAACUAUUAUCCACUGAUGCUGGUUGACUGUUGCUAGAAAUUUUUGAUGUUACUAGGAACAAAUAGGAAACAAAAUGAGACCUACUAUUACGGGAACCACUGAGUAUUUUAAUAUAAUAUAAACAACGGUAACUCCCAAAAUUUAAAUUUUUUUAUUAUUUUCGGAUUUACCGUUGUUUUAUAUUUGACCUACUAUAAUUAGUUCAAGCGAGUCACAAUAGAAUAUAUUACUAAAAUUGGGGACAAUGGCGAGAGUUUGUAUAUCAGAUAAACAUCGGAUGCUCAUGUUUUAACGUGCUUAAUUAAAAGACGACCCAUCAUAUGAGUUCAUUGGCGAAGUAAUUAAAAAAAAACACAUUGUCUCAGCCGAGAAAAUCGCAGCUAAAGUUUAUGUAAAUGAGGACAAUUUACAAAUCUUUUAUCCGAUCGAUUUACAAACAUUCAUUAAACAUUCAUUUCUUUCGAAUUUUCUUUUCUACUGUAUUUUGUGUCCAGCAUUUGCAAAUGUUUUUGUUUCUCUGCUGUCGAAAAUUCACUGUUGGCGAGCAACGAUGGAAAUCAAUUCAAGUUUUGAUAGAUUUGACAGUUCUUAUCAACGAGCAUGGCCAGAUAACGAAAUUGGAUAUACGCAUUGUCAUUGGCCAAUACCCCAUCACGUGUUCGGCCGUUUCACUACCCUCUUUAUUUUUUCUCCGCCGUAUUUUAAAUUUCGGAUCUUUCUCGGUCGUCCGUCGGAGUAUCAUCGUCUAACAUAAAUUAAUGUCAAAGAUGAACAUAAAUUAUCGCGCCUGCGAUAAGCUAAUAAUAUAUACCGCUUUCAACAUUCAAAAUGGCGCCCGAUGAAACAUUUACAUGUAAUUAAAAGGUUAGUAUAAAUUUACACAAAUAGCUCUGGCAUGCUCAUAUGGUUUCUACUCACCAUAAUUGACAUGUAUAGUUUAUAAUUUGUAAAUAUUAUAAAUUUCAACUUGAUUAAAUUAAAUUAAUAUUUAUUUCUUCUUAUAUGCGAUUGAAACUGCUGAGAUAUUAAGAUACAUUUUCCGCAUGAGAAAUGAUAUCUUCGAAUUUUUGGGGGGUCACAGGAUACUAUAAACUAUAGUAUUUUAAACAUGCGGUACAGUCCGAUGUGCGCAUGUGCACAAAGGAGCCCUCUUUUUAUUUACAAACAGUUUAUUUAGGUUUUUAUUUCGUUUUAUGUUCUUGCAAAGCUUGAUAGUUGUGCCUUGAUACUUUCUUAUACUCCAGAAUCAUGAAAAUAUAAAUAGCUGUCGCAUUAAAUUCAAUAUUUUGGGUACAGAAACGUAAACAAAGCCUUUGUUUACAUACGGACUGUACCGCAUCUUUAAAGAGAUGAUGGUCCGCAACCAGACAAAUUUCAAUGCCACAAAUUAGAAGCCCAUUGGUGGAUGUUGAAUUGUACACCAGUGUGCUCACAACCUUUUUGUCGACUUUAUUGACGUAAAAUACAAUUAAUCAUGGUUGCUCGUUUCGUCUCACCUAUCUAUUCAUUGAACUUUUUCACGAUAAUCACCGAGACUGGGGUGAAUAAUUGUUUUAGUAUAAUUUCAUAGGUGAUUAUUUGAAAAAAAAAUAAAAAAUACACAUUUAUCCGUCAUUUAAUUUACAAAACGACUUCAGCAGGCAUUUUGAAAAUCCCUUAGGUGAUUAUCGCGUUAUAAUCACCUGAACGGCAACCAAUCAGUGUGGAUAAUUUUCAAUAAUCAUCUAUGUAAUUAUAUUAGAUGCAAAUAUAAUACAAUAUGUUCAAUCAACGUGGUCGUGCACAAAUUAGCAUAAACUCUGAAAAAAGCGUAACAAAGUAUUUGCGUUCACUUAUUUCUACACAAUCCAAACCUGAUAGAUAAUUUGUAAACUUCCUUGAGCCUUACGAAUGUCGAUAUGUUAAAAAAUACAAACAAAUAUUUCAGAAUCAAACACAGAGGAUGUUUCUUACGUCGUAUUAUUGGAAGAUUGGGACAUUUUGCCGAACAAAUUGAAUGUGCUUGACAGAACGUUAGGGGCAGGCAAGUUUGGAAUUGUUAAACAUGGUUUAUAUACCCCUUCUGAAAAUGACUAUCCAAUGGAUGUUGCUGUAAAGAUGUUGAAAGGUACAAUUUUAAAAUUAUAAUUGAUAGUUUCGUUACACGGUAGCUUGCCUGAACAAUCAACAUAUGUUAUUUACCGGCUGCGAAGCCCGUACUUGAAAACAAAAUUACCGAGAUCUCAGAAACGGUCGGAUGCCGAAAACCGAGGGACGUUCCUGAAGACGAGUGAAAUUAUGUUUCAGUAUGGGCCGACCUAAACGUAAACAACGUGUUUUUUGUUCUUUGUGUCGAAGUCAUUAGGUCCAUUCAAGUUCUCAGGAAUAAAGAAAAAGACAGAUAAAACUAUUUAGUAUCAAUUAUGUAAAGUUUUGCAAGGAUAGUUGAUCGCAACUUAAAAGCCUGAUCUUGUAAUACAGAAAGUGAAUAUUCGUGGCUUCUCGACCCUCGAGACCGCUAAUAUAUUAACACCAGCAGCGCUAAUAUACUGUAACUCUCGGUAUCAAAUAAAAUAUCUCUCCAAAAUUUCGUACCCAGAUGGGCGACAAUUUUCACUGCCAGUAGGAGAUGAUGUGUUUUUUAAAAGCCCCAUAAUCGUACUUCCCUAACGUUUAAAACGUGAAAAUUAUUGAUUAAUAAUAAUAGAAUGUGUAAUAAUAAAAAAUGUAGUUUAUCAUAUAGGAUUUUUGUAUUUCUACUACAGAGUGCUCCGUACGCGUUUGGUUUACUAAUAGCCUCCUAUUGUAUUACCUAUGUACUAUUUAAAACACGAGAAGGAGUGUUUUGUCAUAUUUAAACGCGAGGCGCAGCCGAGUGUUUUAGAUAUGAAAAAAGGCGAGUUCGAGUGUUUUAAAUAGCUUAAAAUACGACUACAAAAGAAUUAUACUAAUUAGGAUGAAGAUUUAUAUAAAGAAUAACAAUGAAGAUGAUCAGAUAUAUAAAGUCACUUCACGUGACAUAUUUUGGCUGACAUGAUUAACCACAAGGUUUAAUGGAUUUUUAAAGAAUAUUUUAAAUACAUAUAAACUAUAUGCAAAAAAAAAUUUCACCUGGUUCAGGUAUGAUUUAUCAACAAGCUAAACUUUUUUGCUGAUUUCAAAGAAAAAUACUUUUUCAAAACUCACUUGUGUUUUUUAGAAAACGCCACUGAACAGGAAAGAUUGGAUCUGGUAGAAGAGAUUAAAAUCCUGAAAAAAGUCAACGAAGAGCCACAUCCAAACAUAAUUAGAUUCAUCGGAGCCUGUUCUAUAGAAGGUGAGUCUAUUCAAAAGGGGAUACAAACUGACGAAUAUAGGAAAAAAUAAAAAUGUCCCAGGUAUUUCUUGCGACAAUUAAGUAGUCUAAUUGUAAUAUACUAUUAGAGCUAGGAACAAAUUUGUGUCCGUUAGCAUGGAACUACUUAAUUACACAUUCACAUUUGGUUGGAACCAAUCUGCCCUCUGCCAUACAUGCGUAUGUAUAUCUGAUUACAAGAACAGAAAGUGGCGAUUUACUUUUUUGAUUAAUUAACUGUCCUCUUCUUCUUCAGGAAAGCUACUAGUUGUGACAGAGUUCUGCCCUGGUGGCAACCUCCGAAAAUUCCUAAUUAAAAAUAGAGCAAAUUAUGUCAAUAUAAUAUCGAGGUUAACUAAUCGUCAAUUGUUAACAAUGGCCCUGGACGUUGCUAAUGGAAUGGUUCAUCUUUCUGCUCAAAAGGUACUCGACUGACCAUAUACGCAAUGACAUGCAAUAUGUCAAAAAGUAUAAAACUAGUCUAUACAUUACAAGCAAUGCGUCAAUGCCAACUGUUCAUAAAUAUCUGACACAUCUCUUUAGGUUGUUCAUCGUGAUUUAGCGGCCAGAAAUAUUCUUAUUGGCCAGGAAAAUAUAGCAAAAAUUUGUGACUUUGGAUUGACGAGAGAUAUUAGAAGUGCUGAAGAAUAUGUACGACAUAACCAGGUAAAACGAUUAAUAUUUACAAAUUAAACGGACUAACAAGAGUUUCGCUUCUUCUUACCGUGCAGUUUACAGGCAUUGGUUCUGUGAUACGCUCAACUUGAAAGGAACGCGCGAUAAUGUUGCCAGAUUUGUACACCGUCCUUCGAUUAUAUAUCUAAACUAUUGUUUAUUUCAGCGUGAAUAUCAAGUCCAUUUUAUUAUUUCGUUAAGGUUACAAGUGUGGCCAAGCUUGCCAAUGAAAUGAUAUUUGUACCAGUCAUAACAUGAGCAGUUUAUUUCGUCCUUUCUCGUGCUGUUCAUAUUUCAUUUUACCACGUUAAUUCCCUCAGUUUCCUUGAUUAUACUUUUCAGCUAAAAUGCAUGUCUCUAUAUGCAUGUGUAUAUGCAUUUGUAUAGGUUAUUAUAUGUCCAUAAUCUAUUUAGAAUCUGCUUCCGGUGAAGUGGAUGGCUGUGGAAAGUUUAGUUCGUGGGCGUUUCACGACAGCUAGCGACGUGUAAGUUUUUGCUUAUCCAGUUUGUUGCAAUUUUACAGUCCAGGGCUUUGUAUAAAAACAAAUUUGAUACACCUUGCUCGUGCUCAUGACGUAUGAAUUGAGCAAAUUCAGAAUACUUGCCAUAUUUUGUUUCUGCAGUACUAUUUACAAUAUUUGGUUCUUAAAUCCUGUUCCUUGCUCAUGAUAAAAAAACGAUUUAAAUAUUCUACCUAGCUAAUACCGAACCUUCCUCCGACAGCUAAAACUAAUCCAGACAAAGAUGUUAAUUAAUAUGCAUAAGGCACUUGACAAAUCGGAAUACUGCCAAAAACUGUAUAAAAUAUUCUACUGAGAAACGUGCUAAAUCACAAUCACUAGAGCACUCUCAGCCGAUGCAUUAUACAGUGGCGUAGCCAGCCUCGGUAUUUGCUCCCGCUAUGCAAAUAUUUCUGUGUUCAUCGACUGUAAAAACAAUGAAUUUCUAAAGAAAUGAAUAACGAUAGUGCUUUGAAAUAUGCAUAGCAUGCUGGAGUAUAUUUUCAGGCUGGCUACGCUACUGGAUGCAUACAUAAAUAAAAAUUUACAUGUCUACUUAUUAUGAUUUCCUGCCGAUCUGACCAGAUAUUAUUUUCUGUCACUUCUUACUAACAACGUCUAUAAAAUAUAUAGAGGAUAUUAGAUGAUUGCGAAGAGAGAUGGAUUUUAUGUUCCAGUGGCAAAAACAAUAUCUCACGAGUGAGAUAUUGUUUUCGACACGAGAAUAUAAAUCCAUAUCUUCUCGCAAACGUUUAAUGUUCUGUUUCACUGUUUGUUAGAGACUGGUCAUUAAAUAUGGCAGGUGGAGGAGAAACUAGAAAUUUUGAAAAAAAAUUGCCCCCCCCCCUCAAAAUUAUAUGUCUUUUAAAGGUCCCCCCUUAUGCAUUUUAUACUUUCUAAAGACCCCCGCCCUUGUACCGGCUUGAAAAUAUAGAUGUAUUAAUGGCUGUCCCGAUUAGGACAAAGCUUAGGAGAGCAAGUGAUCAAUGAAGAGUAUUAAAAGAGGUAUAAAAUUUGAUGAAACUAGUUAAAUAAAUGUUUUACAAUCUAUUUAGGUAGGUUACUCUUUGGCCUAUGCUUGUCUCGCCUACAUCCACUUUUAUAUUAUGUUUUUAUGCUUUACUCGUUAUGUUAAUACCCAGUGUUCCAGUUUAAAGGGCAUUUUAUGCAUCUAUUUUGCUGUUCAUAUUAUAUACGAGAAAUAAUCUUUUUGUUGGGAAAAAUCCGAAGACCCUCCUCUUUCACAUAACGUAAUUUUCAAGACCCCUCCAUCUCAAUGAAAAAAUACUUCAGGUUCAAUACUACUUUCUCCCCAAUCCCCCGCCCUUGCCAUAUUUAAUGACAGGUCCUUUAUAUGGACUUACUCAUAGUGACAAAAAGACACACAAAGACGACAUGUAAAUAAGCACGCGAAAGACCAGUAUAAAAGCGAUAUUUUUUAAAAUUAUAGUGCAAACAUAAAUAAACUAGAAUAAAUUUUACUUAUCUCAAGAUGUCUUGUAAAUCCUCGUUGUAAAUGUUUUCGUUUUAUUUCGAACGUUAAUUUCGUUUUAAAUACGAACCAAAGACCAUUUUGUAUUUUCAAAACAACAACAAUGAGAAUGGCGGGAAAUUUUCGAACUCCGUAUAUGUCACUAGCUGGGGUGAAAUAUGGAAAAUACGCGCACCUGGUCCCGGAUGUAGUGACGUAUGAGUUCUACGUGUGUUUUAGUUUCCAGUAAAACACCAUGGUCCCUAUAAUAAAUACAUACACAGCUAUUUCAAUUAAGGUUGUUCCCAAAGGAAAGCGGAAAAGUCGAAUACAAGCGCGAAACUCUGCUGGGAAUCGUUAAUAAAUUCAUUCAUUUAUUACCGAUUCCCAGCAGCCAUUCACGCUCGUAUUCGACUUUUCCGCUUUGCUCGAGGGACAACCGUAAUUGAAAUAGCUGUAUACAUAGCAAUGUCAUAUCACACAUCGCACUACAGGUUGCUUGGAUCCCAGUUUUAGUGUUAUGGGGAAAGUAACGACACAAUAAUUGAGCAUACUGUGACAGCUUUAUAUAUCAGUAAAAAAAGUCUCCAUCAUGUAGGAAAAAUGAAGCAAUUUUAAUACAAUUUUAAUUUAUUCCUGUGGGGGAGUAAAUUUAACUCUUUCGGUGGAAUUGAAAUGGUUAAAAGUAAAACUGCACUUAAGUUGACUUCUGGACUAGAAAAUAAAUUAAUGACAAUUAUUUUUUAUUCCUUUACAUGCAAGAGUACUUUUUAUCUGUUCGGUGGAGUAAAAUUCACACUUGAAGGGGGGUAAAAUUUAUAAAAUGAACCACAGUGGAGCAAUUUUAAAUAUUAAUAAAUGCAGUCGUUUAAAUUAAAUUGAUCGAUCUAUUUAUCUCUAUUUAUUUUACUUUAAAUUUUUCACUGCUCCAAAGAGUUAUUUCAAAUCCUACCAUGUGAAGAGUGAUAUGUAGAAGUUUAAUGUAUAUCAUCCACCCAAGCAGAAAUGAGGACGUUAAAAAUUAGUUAUUAAUUGCGAUUGUUAACUAUUAAAAUCUAAAAAUGAGUUCAGUUCUUACUACAAAUACUUUAUGAAAAUCGAAAAUUUAAAUUUGAUUGGUACUCUAGAACCAAACCGCUAUGUUAGUCCUUCUGACCAGAAUGCCGCAUCAAGAUAUUCUAAUUUUCUAUAUUUUACCUCUCAAACCAUAUUGUGCUAAUUAUUGCUCUGUUGACGCAGGUGGAGCUUUGGCGUUCUUCUUUAUGAAAUUACAACUCUCGGUAGGUAAUGCGCCUGGAAAACUAAUUGUAUUACAGUAUGUGCCAAAGCAAAUGUCAAGGCUUGUCUUUCCUGGGCAUUAGUUCACAUUUUAAGUUUUCUAAAAAAAUAGUUUUUACAAAAGUUUUCAAAAGUUUUAAAAGAGUUUUGAAAAGCAACAAAAGUUUAAAAAAAAGUUAGAUUUUUAAAAAAGUUAAAAAAUUUAAAAAGUUAAAAAAAUUAGGGUUAGGGGUUAGGGGUUAGUGUUUAGUGGUUAGUGGUUAGGGGUUAUGGGUUAGGGGUUGGGGUUGGGGUUAGGGUUAGUGUUAGGUGCCGCGAAUUUAUUAUUAUGAUAAAUUCAAAAUUUGCCGCGCGAAUUUAUUAUAAUGAUAAAUUUGGACGUGUUUAAGAAUUUACUCAUAUAGUAAAUUCAAAGGUGGAGCUCAUGCUGGUAAAUGUCUGAGUCUCACAAAUCUUCAUCACGGAAGCGACGUCGGUCGUUAUCUCGCUCGUUACUAGAUAGUCGUCGACGAAACAAAAAUUCAUAGGCAUACAAGAGCGAUUUGUAGCUUUUGUCAGAACGUGUAACGAAAAUACAAUUAAUCCCAGUGCAAUUAGCAAACACUCAAAAUUCCUCAUUCGGCUGGGGAAAGUACUGGCGGGACGAUCGCCUCGACCAUUUGAGAACUACUUGCAAUAUCGUGCAGGGAUAUGCUACAAUAUCGAUAUGCUUGCAAUAUCGUGCAGAGAUAUGCGCCUACGUAUGGUUGGAUUCAUGGAAACUUCUCAGGGUUUUCGUCUUGACAUAUCUCUUUGUCACUAAAACGGCGGCUUUUCAUGUCAUGAUUUUUUGUGUGUGUUGGUGUUAUGUACUCGGGUGAAUAUGAUGUUUGUGAUGUUGCCCUGAGUGUAUAUCCGCACCGGGCAAUAUUGAAAAAUAUGCCUGGCGACGAUGGGAAUCGAACCUACUACGACCCUUCGAAUACUGGCCCAAUGCUCUGCCGACUCAGCAUUCCAAGUACCUCACAACUCGGUGUCUGGAUGUACCAUCGCUAGAUGGUUAUGUGACGUGAUACAAGAGGCUGGAAUUGAACGACUCUUCAAUUUUUAAAGCACCUUCGAAACGAACAGUGUCGAGUUAUCCAGUUGCAUGCAAAUAACAAUUUUGCUCUUGGUGACAUUUUGAAAGUAAGAGAUUGGCCCUCUCUUCAACUUUCAAUGGUUUUAUUACAAGCAUGCUGUUGACGUUACUGGCACGCAAACUGUUUUGAGCAAUAGUACUAGAUAAAUAUUUUACUAUCGAACUUGCAUUGUUUAUGAUCAUCUUUCUAAACGAUUUUUAAAACUACCUUAAAUACACAAUAAAUGGACCUGGGGGAAUUUUACAUAUCAAAUGAGCUUUCGCGCGUUCUGAUUGGCUAGUUGACUAGUAAAUAUGACGCAAUGUAUUUACCACCAGACUAGUAAAUAAUGCUUUUCUCAAAUUUCACCUAGAAAACAAAAAAAAGCAGAAAUGUUGUAUUUAGCUAUUAAUAUCCUACUGUGUCAACCACAUUCACAGACAAUUUAAAACUUAUUUAAAACUCCGAAACUUAACGUUUACUUCAAACAAAUACAAAAACUAUCCCGACUUUUGGGGAAAGCAAUGAUAUAUUUUUUUAAACAAUGUUGUUUCGUAUCCUAUAGAUAUAUAUCUCAAUUUGUAGGAUACUAUAUCUUUCAAUGUCAUGUCUUCAUUGUGCUGCAUGGUGUCCUGACGUUGUAUUGUGUUUCCGAAACUUGUAAAAUGAAAAGUGUAUUAAAAGUUUAUUUCGAACGAUAUAGUUUUACAUUUCGUUUUACCAGAUUUCUCAGCCAUUUCCUCAACAAAUUAAUGCUAAACAGAAACUAUUUUUUAAUAAAUGUGGUGAAAAAUUUAUUCUGUCAUUGUGGUUAUAUAUUCUAAGCAGAUAUCGAGAAGGACAACUUUGUAAUAAAGCAACAAAGUCACACAGGAAGCCAUUUUGAAAGCGUGCGUGUGUAGAAGAAACACUGCAACACUAAAAUAGUGACCGUGAAGCACCCGAAACCAGUUUUAUUUCUGAAUUUUAAUUGAACUGAUAUUUGGAUAUGUUGCCUUAUUCAUUAAAAAAUUAUACUAAAACAAUUAUUCGCCUCAGGCUCUGCAGUGAUUACGGUGAAUAUUCACCUCGACUUCGUCUCGGUUAAUAUUCACCGGUAAUCACUUCGCCUUCGGCGAGUAAUUGUAAAUUAUUAUGUCGCAGUAUAUGAGUUUAUAUUCUCCAGCGUUGAAAUCUGCCAUUUCUUAUCGCAAAUAUUUCGACCGGAGUUUGGGAAAUAUAAUUUCAAUGACACAGGGCCAAUGAGGCCUGCGUGUGUAAUUAUGAUUAUAUAAGCAAACGAAGGAAGAAAUACAUGGUCUCACCCUUUCGUACCCUUAAUACAGGGUACACGAUCCCUCCCAAUUGUUUGUGUACACUAGGAGGCCUUAAUUAAACGUCGAAACAAAGCUCUGAAGUGGCCCCAUAUGAUUCCCAAAGGUUUGUUUACAAGUUUUAUGUGAUGACCUAUUUUAUGCAUUCUGAUUGGCUUUGAGCAAACGUGUAAAAAAAAAGAUCGGUCGGGGACGAAAUUCCGCCAUAUUCAUUGAGACGUUGAGUUGGACAAUGAAUGAACUUACGUAAAUAACGUCAACGAAAUUCAAAGUUGUUAUUGUACACUAACGUAUUAUCCGACAUGAGCUCCACCAUUGAAUUUACUAUACCGUUGUUUACAACCACCCAUUAACGGUCCCAUAUAAAAACAUGGCCUAUACGCGUGUUUCUGCUGGGGUCUACAACGUAGGCUAAUUCGCGUGAGAAUCUUAAGUUUCCUUAUUUUGACAUAAUAGCUAUUUUUUAAUAAAUAUAUUGAUAUUUUAAACUUUUUAAAUCAAUAUUUUAAGUUUCACGCCAGUUGUACCAAAGGUUUAUGUAAGCGCUAUAGCGCAUCAUAAGUUUUCAAAUGGCAUGCAACAUGUACGCACUGCGUACCUAUUUUUGAAACAAAUAGUCCCCCAAAAAGUUUUAGAAAGCAAAAAAAGUUUAAAAAGUUAGAUUUUUUAAAAAGUUAAAAAAAUUUAAAAAGUUCAAAAAGUUAGAGUUAUGGGUUAGUGGUUAGUGGUUAGGGUUGGGGUUAGGGUUGUGUUAGCUGGGUGCCGCGAAUUUAUUAUUAUGAUAAAUUCAAAAUGUGCCGCGACUUUAUCAUAAUGAUAAAUUCGGACGUGUUUAAGAAUUUACUCAUAUAGUAAAUUCAAAAGGUGGAGCUCAUGCUGGUAUUAUCGCACGAACGAGCUGAAAUGCCUUUCUAAAUGGCUUCAAACAAGUGUGCAUUCUUCGUAAGAACCUGUCCCUCGGCAUACCCACUUUUAACCACUUGGCCAAUUAAGUCUUUAGAUCAAACUUGUUCCUCAAAAUUUCGCGUUGCGAAUUUUCAGCUAGAAGUUAUCAACAAUAAAUCAUGCUCCAGUUUUCUGCCUCAAGUGAUGGGUCAGUCCACGCUAAAAUGUCUGCUAAAAGACGCUGUUGCCUACAAUUUACUCGUGUUAGAAAUUGCUCAAAAAAUUAUUGCGAAAUGCCUUAUUUAUGGCCCUUUUAGGUUUCUUAAGGCUAGUUUCCACUCAGUAAAAUUAUCCGUGGAUUGGAACGGACAAGAAAAUUUUUCUUGGUGUUGAAAGUCAUUAGUUCCAACCCAGAGCUCACAAGACAAAGAAAAAUUCUUGUCCGUUCCAAUCCACGGAUAAUGUUCCUGAGUUGAAGCUAGCCUUAAUUUGACAUCCUCUGUCAGAUCACUGGCGUGUCGUACAUAUUUCAAUAACGUUACCUUUAAUUCAACUGCUAAAUUUUCAGGUGAGGAACCAUACAAGAACAUAUCACCAUAUGACAUUAUUAAUCACGUAGGAUGUGGAUGCCGAAUGUCAAAACCAUCUCACUGCUCCGACGAAGUGUAAGUAAAAUUACUAAAUUAAAUUGACCGUUGUGCAAUUGUCACUUUAAUGUAUCACAGUUUUCCGCAAAAACGGAAGUAAUCACUACGGCAUGAUGAUGAUGUUGAUGAUGAUGAUGAUGAAUCUUUAUUAAUUUGUAAAGUGGCUUAAAAGCUAAUUGCUAACAAACUUGAGGCCUAGGAACUAAUUAAAACUGCAGUGAUGGCAAAAAUUAAAAAAACUAAAUCUAAUAGAUAUACUAAAAAAGUAUAAAAUUACAACAGUCAUGUAAAAUCAGUCUAAGCGGUAAAGUAAUUGGAAAGUUGUUGUUGUUCAAACAUGUUGUUCCACAUUGGUUAUUCUGAAAGUCCUUACUGCAUGAAACAUUUCUUCUUAGAAGGAAUGGAAGCUUUGUUCAUUUUAUUAAAAUUAGAAGAGCCAGAUAUUCAAGGACAACGUAUUUUUAACAUACUGACGCGGGAUGGAGUGGAAAAUGUCGUAUUAGUUCAUGCAGACAAUCAAUCUAAAAGAGAAAAAAAUGGCCGUGGGAUAGAGUAUGGAAUGAUUUAUUAGCUCAUGCGAAUAAUCAAUCUGGAAGGAAAAAAAAUAGUUCUCUAUGUUUUGACCAAUGACGAAAUUUAGGAGGUGGAAAAUACGAAGUGCGCCUUUCCUAUUGAAAUUCUCCAUUCAAUUCAAUUUAAUAUUUACAUGAACUUGCUAUAGUUAACGUAUAUUACCUAAUGUGUAAUUUGCAAGACAAUUAAUUUCAAUUGUUUUCUUUUCUCCGAAAAUAACAUGUAUUGUUUCCUUUUAGGUAUGAAAUAAUGAGAAAGUGUUGGAAAGUGAAUCCAGACGACCGACCUACUUUCACAGAAAUAUCACAGCACCUUCGCGACAUGUUAGCUGACAAUGAG
Molecule: messenger RNA, 14972 nt
Organism: Paramuricea clavata
Lineage: Eukaryota; Metazoa; Cnidaria; Anthozoa; Malacalcyonacea; Plexauridae
Source: the annotation of a GenBank genome assembly